GUGAAAUGGAAAGGAAAACCUAAAGAGGAAAAGGGAACGAGCGAGAAUGCAACCGAUAACGAGGUGCGACAAACUAAAGGUGCAAAUCAAUCAAGUAAAGUAAGAGCAGGAGAUAUUGUGACCAUAAGAAGUCCUGAUUUGGACCUUGAAAGGAAACGCAUUAGGUCAACAAAGCGAGACGCCGAGUCCUUUAGCCAAGAAGAGAUUGCGCGGAUCAGGUCAAUGAUCAUAUAUCAAGAUGAUGAAAUUAUGGUGAUCAAUAAACCCACAAGACUUGCCACUCAAGGUGGUCCUAAAACUUUGGAACAUGUUGAUGGUCUACUACGCGCAUUACAAUAUGAUUAUCCUGAUCCGCCCCGUUUGGUUCAUAGAUUAGAUAAGAAUACAACAGGGGCAUUGAUUCUUGGAAGAACAAGGUCAGCAGCUGGCCAAUUAUCAUCAAUGUUUCGUGAAAGUUCGAUAGAAAAGAUG
This is a messenger RNA of Acaulospora colombiana, 471 nucleotides long. NCBI's taxonomy places the organism in Eukaryota, Fungi, Glomeromycota, Glomeromycetes, Diversisporales, Acaulosporaceae. The record is from the annotation of a GenBank genome assembly.